Molecule: messenger RNA, 618 nt
Organism: Paramecium tetraurelia
Lineage: Eukaryota; Ciliophora; Oligohymenophorea; Peniculida; Parameciidae
Exons: 4
Biological process (GO): regulation of endocytosis
Cellular component (GO): endosome
Molecular function (GO): GTPase activity; GTP binding
Source: RefSeq, a predicted model, not a curated record
AUGACAGAGGAACAAUGUGAUUAUGUAUUCAAGUUUAUUAUCAUUGGCAAUGGGAAUUGUGGCAAAACAAGUCUACUAUAUCAUUAUAUUCAUGGAACAUAAAUAUGCAAUGUAAGAUAGACACUGGGUGUUCAAUUUUCAGCUAAAAUAGUAUGCGUGAAUAAAAAAAAAAUAAAGAUGCAAUUGUGGGAUACAGCAGGUUAAGAGAGAUAUAGAUCUUUGACUAAGGGUUAUUAUCGCGGAGCACUCGGAGCCUUAAUUGUGUUUGACAUUACUAACUCAGACUCUUUUGAUGCCUUGUAAGAUUGGAUCAAACAUGCAAGAGACUUCUCAAAACCUUCUAUUCAGAUUAUUAUAAUUGGAAACAAAGCAGAUUUAGACAAAGAGAGAUCAAUUUCAGAGUAAACUGCAAAAUAAUUUUGUUAAGAGAAUGAUGUUCAAUACAUUGAAACUAGUGCAAAUACUGGCUAUUAGGUUAAUGAGGCUUUUACAUAAAUUACAACCAAAGUUUUAGAUUUACUCUAAGAAGGAGCAAUUGAUGAAAAUAUGAUUAAACCUAAAUUUUUAACCUCUAAAAAGAGUGAUGAAACCUAACCUACAUAGCAAUGCAAUUGUUGA